This is a messenger RNA of Archocentrus centrarchus (flier cichlid), 3858 nucleotides long. It is a transcript of the gene kbtbd11, whose product is annotated as kelch repeat and BTB (POZ) domain containing 11. NCBI's taxonomy places the organism in Eukaryota, Metazoa, Chordata, Actinopteri, Cichliformes, Cichlidae. The transcript is spliced from 2 exons. The record is from RefSeq and is a predicted model, not a curated record. Gene Ontology annotation, molecular function: protein binding. Bases 504 to 2408 code for a protein of 634 amino acids.
CAGCAUCCUAACAAGUCGGGAGGAGACAGCCUAUCACCGCUGUCCUCAGCUCCAGCUGGACGUGCGCAUCAGCUCUCCCCACUUCCACCAGAGGAAAUUACACGGCAACGGCUGAUCUGAAGGAGGUGUGACUUGAAAUGACUGUUUGAUCGUCCCCCCGCCUCGCCUCCGCCGCGGAACCCCGGCAGAUUUUCGAGGAUGAGCGGAUGAAACCGCAGCCAGAGUGCCGACAGGUAACGAUUAAAGGUGACCGGACGGGACAAAGCGUCGGGACUCGGCCGUGAGGUGAACUCCUCCCGGGAGCGCAGGCUCGCCGCUUGGUCGGGACUGCCUUACGUAACUGAGCUGUGGGGGGGGAGGCUGGCAGGGAAACCGCUGCUGCCGAGCUCCUAAUCACAACCACGAAACGCAGGUGAAGAGAGAAGAACCCAGCCACAGCUUUGACCAUCCACUCAGCAUGAUCGGUGAGGACACUGCCUCCCAUCACCAGUGAGUACACUGAGAUGACUGAGGACCACAGGCAGGGAGGAGGGGCUGUCACCGUGGAGGCCGAUGCCAUCCUCCACACAGUGAACUCUGACUUUGUCACACUUACUGACAAAAACAGGAAUUUAUGUCCAAGGUUUGUCCAGGGAUUCCUGCAGGAUGAGCCGGGGUUCAGCCCUCCCCCAGUGUUUGAAAAGGAAUACCUGCUGGAUGGAAGAUUGAUGGAGAAUAACCACAUUGAUAACCAGAAAGGUGGCAGCUCGUACAUCUCAAAAGCUGAUCAGUUUCACCUUUCAGGUAAUAGGGAAAGUCCAGAAGCCCCUCCUCACACUGACACCUAUCACAUUGCUGGCAUGCAGCAAAACUGUGCAGGUGGUGAAAUCCGCAAUGGCGCCCAAGCUAAAGUGCCCUACGGUGCAGAUUCCUCCAUAUGCCAGGCCAAACAGGAAACUGAUCAGCCAGUUCUAAAAUCAAUCCUUGUGCACAGGGACAGCAGCCAGGAAGCUGGAAACACACAGCCCAAAACUGAGCCUGACUUAGUCAUAGAAGUAGGCGGGCAGACGAUCAACGCUCACAAGUCCGUCCUCGCUGAGAAGAGUGACUACUUUAAAGCACGGCUGUCACGCAGCAUCCUGAAAGUGAAGGGCAUCAGCUAUAAGACUCUGUCUACACUUAUAGACUAUGUUUACACAUCACGCAUCAGUGUUAGCAAAGACAAUGUUGUUGAUGUCAUCACGGGGGCUAAAAUCCUGCAGAUCCCCUGUGCUGUCCAGGCAGCUAUGGACUCCAUGUCUGAGCAAAUCACUGCAGAGAACUGCUACGAGAUUCUUACCAUCGCCAAGAAACAGCGGCUGAGUGAACUGAAGGAGACUGCCUAUGGAUUCAUGAGCGACAACUUCCUCCAGAUCCUCAAAGACCCUGCCGUCUAUGGACGUCUGACGGGAUCUGAGAGGGAUCUGAUUCUGAAGAAGAGAAUGGAGGGGAGAAAGACUCUGAUGGUUGCAGAGAUAAACGAUGUGUUUGAUCGAGUUGGAAGCCGGCCACCGAGUCGCUGUGGCAGCCGGCCACAGAGCCCCCUGUCAGUGGGGUCUUUGGAGGAGAACCAUAUGAUUUACUACUUUAAAGAGACAGCCAAUGACUGGAGACCUUUGACUGUGAUGCCUGAGGACAUAAACACUAAGGGGUGUGGGAUCUGCACCAUGUAUAACUACCUGUUUGUGGCAGGGGGAAUAAAGGGCUAUGGGGACAAAGGCAAGGUUUCAGACAAGGUCUUCUGUUACAACCCUGUAACCAACCGCUGGGCCGAGGUCAGACCUCUGAACCAGGCACGUGCCCAGCUCAAGCUGGUAUCUAUGGAUGGCUAUCUGUAUGCCAUUGGAGGGGAAUGUUUGUUUACAGUGGAAAAAUAUGACCCUCGAAUGGACCGCUGGACAACAGUAGCCCCCCUGCCCAAGGGAGCCUUUGCAGUGGCCCAUGAAGCCACCACCUGCAGUGGAGAAAUGUACGUUUCAGGUGGCUCUCUCUUCUACCGCCUCCUUAAGUACGACCCUAAGAGGGAUGAGUGGCAGGAGUGCCCCUACAACAACAGCAGGAAGAAGUCCACCGACAUGGUGGCGCUGAAAAGCUUCAUCUACCGCUUUGACGUCAGCCGCGAGCAGGGAAUCAACGUCUUCAAGUACAACACCAUAGUGAAAAUGUGGCACGACUGCAUGUCCCAGAGGCUCGGGAGUCACCUACCUUUCAGGUGCGCCGUCAUCGGGAACUGCAUCUACUGCGUGAACAAAAGCCAGACUCUUCAGUUUGUAGUGGAAGAGGAUAACGCCUACUUUGUUGAGGAGACGCUGAGGGCACCUCUGGAGGCAAAAGGCGUUCUUUUUCCUUUUGUCCUCACUUUGCCCGAAAAGCCUGAAAGAGUUGCAUAGCGUGUGUGUGUGUGUGUGUGUGUGUGAGAGAGAUCCAGAAUAACACAAUAAAUGUGUCAUAGCAAACUGCAAUAAGCAGCAGACCUUAUGUAAACUCUUCAAUGUCAGCUUUCUAUCAUUGCCUGCUUGAAUGUGUGUAUUUGCAUGGCAGUUUAAUGCAUCUGCAGGGUGAAGCCUUAAAAAGAAUCCUUUUUUAAUGUUGAAUGAAUGCAACAAUAUUAGUAUGUGACUGUAGAUCAUGACAUGAUGAAAGUGAUUAUUUUGUGUGUUAAUAUUUGUUUGGUGACCUUUUGUAGUUUUAGAUAUUAUUUAGACUAUAUUAACUAGCUGACCUGUGACUGCUAACACAAGCGAGUGUUUUAUUGAAAGCUGUAUUUUAAUAAGAUGGAAGCUGUUUUAGUGUGCUUUAUGAACGGUGCAGCACAGGUUCUAUGCAACGAGUGUGAAUACGCGAGUGUUUCUGCUGUGACGCUGUCAGUACUUCAAACACACGUGAUCACUUUAUGAUCGGUAAACUCUUCAAAACCACCCAAAUAUUGUACCCACCGUACUAAAGCUAAAGCUUUAUAUUUAUAAAUCAGACAAUUAAGCCAUUAUGAUCAAACAUUUAUAGAUUACAUGUAUUUUUAGAUUCAAAACUAUUUUGCGUAUCAUACGUGCUCAUUUCUACAGUUGGCCAAAGAUUCUGUGAGGCUGUAUUAAAAUGAACACAGUCACAUCUUUUAUGGAUGAAUCACUUUAUUUUGAAGCAUUUCACUGCACUUAUGUCACUACAGGAAAAUCUUAAAGCAAUAUUUGUUUGUGUACAGGGAAGGCCUCGUCUGCUGCUCACAGGCACGUUCAGGAAAGUUUAAGAAUGCAGGUACACAAAGAGCCUCUCCCAGUAUGUGCUUCAUGCCACACAUUUCUAUCCACUUGCCAGCAGCUUAGUUUAAUUAAUGGUUAGAUUUCAGGUCAGGGGUCAGAUCUAAUAGUACAGUGCUACAGCACAGUCAUUGCCUUCAGUGAGUCUGCUAACAAAGAAAUCCUGGUGAUUCUACAACACUAAUAAGCCAUGUUCUUCUUGCAUCUGUGCACAUUAAUGUUCAUGCUACUCUUCUUUUAGACAGUGUUUGUGGUUGCUUCAAUAACACAGUGGGCGUUUUGUAUGGAAGCCUGUGCUGAUAUAUUAUUAAAACAAAUUGCUUUUGAUAAUGUUUGUAGAAGUGUGUCUGAUGCGACUCUGACAAAAAUGGAUGUGGUCUUGAUAUUCGGCUGGAAUCAGUAGAUGUUGUGAAUCUCUGUGGGGAUCGUGGUCGAUGGAUCUGCUGCUGUGACGGUCGGUAAAUUAAUGUAACGCAAGGCAACGGCUUCCUGUUCAUGGCAUUUGGAGUGGGCUAAGAAACGAGCUGUGGGAUAAUGUAUAUCAGUCAAAACUAAGUGCUUCAAAUAAAAUAUUUUAUGUCUGAAA